GCAGACAACGGCGUUGGGUAGACGGGAAAAGCGGAAAACUUGCAAAGACCUGUUGCUGUUCGCCAGGACAGAGUAUCUUUCUAUACCCCUUGCUUCUCCUUAGGAUGUAUUUUGCUUCUCUCUGUCAGUCUUUGACCGCGGGGCCAUCCACUGCCUGUUAUGGAGGAGGUCUUUCGUGUGAGACUGAAUUGCAUCGACCACUACCAGGCGACGCCGACCAAACAUGAUCCCAUACUUCACAACGAUGUUCGCGCUUCCCAGAUAUCCAAGGAACCAAAGGUCCCCGUUAUUCGGGUCUUUGGGUCCACCGAGACGGGCCAGAAAGUGUGUGCCCAUAUCCACGGAGCCUUUCCGUAUCUCUUCAUCGAGUACACAGGCAAGCUGGCUUCGGAUCAAGUCGUAGCUUACAUCUAUCAACUUCAUCUGUCAAUUGACCGUGCCCUUGCUGUUAGCUAUCGGCGAGAUGUCUAUAGAGAGCAUCCUAAAUUUGUCGCGCGUAUAACCCUGGUGAAGGCCAUUCCAUUCUAUGGCUUUCAUGUUGGUUACCGAUUCUUCCUCAAGAUCUACAUGCUCAACCCGAUCGUCAUGACACGACUGGCAGACCUUCUUCAGCAGGGACUGAUCAUGAGUCGGAAGUUCCAACCAUACGAGGCGCAUCUGCAGUACCUCCUGCAGUUCAUGACCGAUUACAACCUGUACGGCUGUACCUAUAUUGAGGCAUGCAGGGUGUCGUUCAGAGCACCUGUGCCAAACCAUGAGGAAGGCGAAGAUCCAUUUCACACCUGGCAUAGCCAGUCCAUUUCGCCGAGCAGCAUUACGGAUGACCCCGCCCUUCCUCGCGCCAGCCACUGCCCCAUCGAGGUGGAUAUCUGCGUUCAAGAUAUCUUGAACAGGAAUGCCGUCAAGGAGAGACCUCUCCACCAUGACUUCGUGGAAAGGGUUCACCCUCUACCCACAGACAUGAAGCUCGUCCACAGCAUGGCUGGAUUGUGGAAAGAUGAGACGAAACGCCGAAAGCGACUGAUGCCCAAUCCAGCCCCUGGAAGCAGCCCAUUCCCGCCCGAGGCACUGAUAUCAAUGUCUAUUGGUCCUCGGGACUCUCAGCCUGCCGGCUGGAUCCACGAGGAUGAGUACAGAGAAGAAGUUCAGGGCUUAAUCGCUGAGGAGGAGCACGCAAUGGAUGGGGCAACCUUGACGUACGAAACAUUUGUUCAACAAGAGCCGAUGGCCGCCGUGGUAAAGACAGUCCUACAGUCAGUCGAGGACCUGUUCCCCGAGAACCUGUUGCCAGCCCUCGACCUGGCGGAGCAAUACCCAGAAGCCGAUCAGGACGUGAGCAGCAGUAUCAUUGUUGACGAAAAGGGGAUCCUCGAGUUCGACAGUGACCAAGAAGACGGCGGCCUAUUUCCUGAGGAUUCUGACGAGGAUCUCGUUAUUGGGGUCGUUAAAGGAGCAGUGCUCAAGGACAAGGGGGGGAAGCCUAAAAUCUCUGGCGACCACAAGCGCUCCGAUUCGUCGAGGGGGUUUAUCUCGAGCUCUGAAAGCGUCUCCGUUUCGCGCGAUGGAGCACGACGAGCAGUAAAUGGGCUCACGCUUGGAAUCAACUCAAGUGGCACCCGUUUAGGAUAUCCGCCCCAUAUCCCUAUCUGCCCCGAACUUGUCGCUGAGGCCGAGGCAGAGGGCCUCAUUAGUAAACAUCCCCGGACCAGCCAACCAAAGAGGGUCGCGAAGACAUCCCACAAACGACUUCGGGAGACUUCGGAGGAACGCAAAGGGGCCAAAAGAUCCAGGUUAGGCCAGCCUGGCGAACUUGACGGGUUGGCCCUCGCCUCUAAACGACACGAAACCGAUACGAUGCAACGACCUGUGGAAUCGAAGCUCGAUGACGACAAAGCCAAAACUUCUUCGUCGCAGCAAAGAGGACCGCCUGCAAAGGAGGAUUCCGCGAAACGACUCGGUGCCCAGACUCUCAAAUUUGCUGUUGUUAAAGACCCAGAUGACCCGAGUACCAGGCUGCGUCUUAGCCAACAGGCCAGUGCCAGCUCUCAACGAAGCGAAGCCAGUGUGCCUAAGAAGCACGUUACCUUUGACACGUUCCUGAGAGAUUCGGAGAGUUGGUUGCCUGGAAGCUCUGCUUCGAAAGAGCCUUGGAGCUUGCAGUCAGUCUCGUUCCCACAUUCUGCGAUCUCAGACGGGUCUGCGCCUACCAGGCUUAGAUGGGAUUCCACCAGAAUCAUGUUUUCGAUCGGCAUUGCUCCGCCAGCGGCAGCGGAGGUAGUGUCAACGCUGCAAGAGAAUGGCCUCCCCGACGUUAUUUACCAGGACGCUUUCUAUAGCAGCGAGAAGGAUGUCCCUCCUCGCACAAGAGAGUAUGCAGGACGAGAGUUCCGGCUUGAGAGCAAUACGGUACCGUAUCUCCCUGAGUUCGAUGCCACGGGCAAGUCUCCUACGACAGCCGGAAUGAAGUCAGACCUUGGCGCCGACCGGGCGAGGGCAGAUAUCGAGACUGCCAGACAGCGCAGGCAAUGCGCUUUGAAGAGUUGGGAAAUUGCAGAGCCGCCGCCCUCAUUCGAGGAAGUCGACGACUGGUGGCAGAAAAAGCAGAAGGCCCGAACAACGGGCCAAAGUCUCAAGAAAACCCCGCGAGCUACCCAAGAAGCCAAGUCUUUCCAGUCCCAGAUUGAUGGGCCAACGCCUCGGAACAAACACGGCUUCAAAUACUCGCAGAAGAAAAAAUACUCAAGUGUGCAACAUGAAGCGCAAUACAUGAGCACGAUGAGCUUGGAACUGCAUGUCAAUACCAGAGGAAAGUUGGUGCCAAAUCCAGAAGAAGACGAGGUUCAGUGCAUCUUUUGGUGCGUUAAGUCAGAUGAGGACUUCGGCCAUGCCACCCAAACACUGGACAGCACUCGAUCAGGCGUCAUUGUUCUUUCGGAAGAUGGCGAUUUGGCGCAAAGGGUCCGCCGUCAGGUUCCUGCUGGUGUCCUGGAAGAAACCUCCGAAUUAGACUUGAUGGUGAGGAUGGUGGAGAUCGUGCGAAGCCAUGACCCAGACAUCCUUACAGGGUACGAGGUCCAUGGCGGCUCGUGGGGGUACCUGAUCGAGCGAGCUCGGUUGAAGUACGACUAUAACCUAUGCGACGAAUUCUCUCGCAUGAAGUCACAAUCCCACGGCAGGUUUGGCAAGGACGCUGAUCGAUGGGGGUUCAAUACAACUUCGACGAUCCGAGUCACGGGAAGACACAUGAUCAACAUUUGGAGAGCAAUGCGAGGAGAGCUGAACCUGCUUCAAUACACCAUGGAGAACGUGGCCUGGCACUUGCUCCAUCGCCGCAUCCCUCACUACUCGUGGAGGACAUUGACCGACUGGUACAACAGCGGCCGCGACCGAGAUCUAGGAAAGGUUCUUAGCUAUUAUCUCAUCAGGACCCGUCUUGAUAUUGAGAUUUUGGAGACGAACGAGCUCAUUCCUCGAACCAGUGAGCAGGCACGCUUGCUCGGUGUGGACUUCUUCUCAGUAUUCUCUCGAGGGUCCCAGUUUAAGGUCGAGUCGAUCAUGUUCCGGAUUGCGAAGCCCGAGAACUUCCUUCUGGUAUCGCCGAGCCGGAAGCAGGUGGGCGGUCAAAAUGCUUUGGAAUGCCUGCCACUUGUCAUGGAGCCCCAGAGCGCCUUCUAUAGCAGCCCUCUCCUGGUUCUUGACUUUCAGAGCCUGUAUCCCAGCGUCAUGAUUGCGUACAAUUACUGCUACUCGACCUUCCUCGGGCGAAUUGUCAACUGGCGCGGGAUGAACAAAAUGGGAUUCACCGAGUACAAGAGACAUCGGGGUCUGCUCCAGCUCCUGAAAGACCAUAUUAAUAUCGCGCCGAACGGGAUGAUGUACGUCAAGCCGGAGAUCCGGAAAUCACUUCUCGCCAAGAUGCUUGCUGAAAUUCUUGAGACGAGAGUCAUGGUCAAGAGCGGCAUGAAGCAGGACAAGGACGACAGGAUGUUGCAACAGCUGCUCAACAACAGGCAGUUGGCACUCAAACUACUCGCGAACGUCACGUACGGCUACACGUCGGCUUCUUUCUCCGGCCGGAUGCCGUGCUCGGAGAUCGCCGACAGCAUCGUGCAGACCGGGCGCGAGACUCUGGAAAGAGCCAUAGCCUUCAUCCAUUCGGUAGACCGGUGGGGUGCUGAGGUUGUCUACGGGGACACCGACAGCCUGUUCGUCUACCUGAAGGGAAGGACCAGGGAUCAGGCCUUCGAGAUCGGCAAUGAGAUUGCCAAGGAAAUCACCAACAUGAACCCGCGCCCGAUCAAACUGAAGUUCGAGAAGGUAUACCACCCAUGUGUCUUGCUUGCGAAGAAGCGGUACGUUGGGUAUAAAUAUGAGAGCAAGGACCAGGUCACGCCGGAAUUUGACGCGAAAGGCAUCGAGACUGUCCGUCGUGACGGCACGCCGGCGGAACAGAAGAUCGAGGAAAAGGCUCUCAAGAUCCUCUUCGAGUCGGCCGACCUCAGCCAGGUAAAGGCCUACUUCCAGGCGCAGUGCGGCAAGAUAAUGCGAGGGGCAGUCUCCAUACAAGACUUCUGCUUUGCCAAGGAAGUCCGGCUGGGGUCCUACAGCGACAAGGGUCCACCGCCGCCAGGAGCGCUCAUCAGUACUAAGCGCAUGCUCGAGGACGCCCGGGCUGAGCCGCAGUAUGGCGAGCGGGUGCCGUACGUGGUGAUCACCGGUGCGCCCGGAGCGCGACUGAUCGAUCGUUGCGUCGCGCCAGAGGAUCUCCUUGACAACCCCCACUGCACGCUGGACGCCGAAUACUACAUCUCCAAGAACCUAAUCCCGCCGCUCGAGCGCAUCUUCAAUCUCGUCGGUGCCAACGUCCGUCAGUGGUACGACGAGAUGCCCAAGGUCCAGCGGAUCCGGCGAGUCGACGCAUCGUCGCUCGGGGCAAAGAAGACUCUUGAGGCGUACCUCAAGUCGGCAUCGUGCGUCGUAUGUGGAGUGAAGAUGAAGGGCGAGGGUACCGUCUGCUCACGCUGCAGGCGUGACGCGUCCCUCUCGAUGGUGCAGUUACAGACACGGAUAAACGCAGAGGAGAGGAAGUUCGCCGACGUCGUCAAGGUCUGCCAGACCUGCGCGGCCUUUGCGCCCGUGGACCAUGUUCCGUGUGAUAGCAAGGACUGCCCGGUUUUCUACACGAGGGCCAAGCAGGCUACUCGGCUGAGGACUGAAAAGGGAUUUCUCGAGCCCGUCAUAAAACAACUGGCAGAGCUGGGAUUGGGUCACAAGGCUUUGGAUUGGUAGUUAUUGGUUGCAUAGCAGGGCGGAAUGGCGUUAAAAGGGGAUUGUAUAGCCUGUAAUUCCAGAAUGUUGUGUUUACAAGUGUUUGCAAGAGACAGUCGUUGACCCUAACCCUAGCCAGGGGCAACCUACCUACCUACCUAACGGCCCGGUGGUUGGAGGUCGGAACGGGGAGAUAUAGUUCCGCG
This is a messenger RNA of Phialemonium atrogriseum, 5474 nucleotides long. RefSeq lists its product as uncharacterized. Gene Ontology annotation, cellular component: zeta DNA polymerase complex; nucleus. The coding region runs from base 160 to 5289 and encodes 1709 amino acids. Gene Ontology annotation, biological process: error-prone translesion synthesis; double-strand break repair via homologous recombination. Gene Ontology annotation, molecular function: DNA binding; DNA-directed DNA polymerase activity; nucleotide binding. NCBI's taxonomy places the organism in Eukaryota, Fungi, Ascomycota, Sordariomycetes, Cephalothecales, Cephalothecaceae. The record is from RefSeq and is a predicted model, not a curated record. The transcript has 2 exons.